Messenger RNA from Caenorhabditis bovis, 492 nucleotides. NCBI's taxonomy places the organism in Eukaryota, Metazoa, Nematoda, Chromadorea, Rhabditida, Rhabditidae. The record is from the annotation of a GenBank genome assembly.
AUGGGCAAACGAUCGCACAAUGACGUUGAAAUGGACGAUUCGGCGAUUUCAGCAGCGGGAGAUCCUUCGGCUCCAACCACUGAAAAGGAUGAAUAUGCGGCUCUCUGCGCUUUAGUGAACCCGAUUGCCCAGCCACUUGCAAACCGAAAACUGGCCAAAAAGGUUUAUAAGCUGAUUAAAAAGUCCGCAGGAAGCAAUAAGACUCUUCGCGAGGGAAUUAAGGACGUUCAGAAGGAGUUGAGAAGAAAUGAGAAGGGAAUCUGCAUUUUGGCCGGAAACGUGUCUCCAAUUGACGUGUACUCUCACAUUCCAGCAAUCUGCGAGGAAAAGGAAAUCCCAUACGUCUACAUACCAUCUCGCGAGCAAUUGGGUCUUGCCGUCGGCCAUCGAAGACCAUCAAUUCUAAUCUACAUCAAACCAAGCGAUGACUACCAGGAGCUUUACGAUGAGGUUGCUGACACUCUUCUUCAUCUCACCGUCGACACCAAUUAA